AGAGGAUCUUUUUAAGGAGGAAGCAGAGAGAGAAGAGAGGAGUGUGUGUGUUGUCUCUUGUUUCAUUUAUAACACACAAAUAGAUGAAACGAGGAAAGCUAUUACAUCUUUUGUUGCAUCCAUAAACUUAUCUUUCCUUUCGCAGAGAAUCAAGUUUUGAUCAUCUUCUUCUUCUCUUUCUCCCAGCUCCUCCAUUCAUACUUAUAAAGUCUCCUAUAUCUCUCUAUUCAUACACAACCGUGCUUCUUAAUUUCUACUUCUGUUAAUCUUCGUGAUUAGGUUUUUCUUAUUUAGCAACCCUAUUGACCACCGGAGAAAGAGAUGGUGAGGGGAAAAACUCAGAUGAAGCGAAUAGAGAAUGCAACAAGCAGACAAGUCACUUUCUCUAAACGAAGGAAUGGUUUGUUGAAGAAAGCCUUUGAGCUCUCAGUGCUUUGUGAUGCUGAAGUUUCUCUGAUCAUCUUCUCUCCUAAGGGAAAACUUUAUGAGUUCGCCAGCUCCAAUAUGCAAGAUACCGUAGAUCGUUAUCUGAGACACACCAAGGAUCGAGUCAGCAGCAAACCUGUUUCUGAAGAAAAUAUGCAGCAUUUCAAACAAGAAGCAGCAAACAUGAUGAAGAAAAUUGAACAACUUGAAGCUUCCAAACGUAAACUCUUGGGAGAAGGCAUAGGAUCAUGCUCGAUUGAGGAGCUGCAGCAAAUUGAGCAACAACUGGAGAAGAGUGUCAAAUGUGUUCGAGCAAGAAAGACUCAAGUGUUUAAGGAACAAAUUGAGCAGCUGAAGCAGAAGGAGAAAGCUCUAGCUGCAGAAAACGAGAAGCUCGCUGAAAAGUGGGGAUCUCAUGAAAUGGAAGUUUGGUCGAAUAAGAACCAAGAAAGUGGACGAGGUGACGAGGAGAGUAGCCCAAGUUCUGAAGUUGAGACACAACUGUUCAUUGGGUUACCUUGUUCUUCAAGAAAGUGA
Messenger RNA from Eruca vesicaria subsp. sativa (arugula), 963 nucleotides. NCBI's taxonomy places the organism in Eukaryota, Viridiplantae, Streptophyta, Magnoliopsida, Brassicales, Brassicaceae. The record is from the annotation of a GenBank genome assembly.